Molecule: messenger RNA, 1568 nt
Organism: Planococcus citri (citrus mealybug)
Lineage: Eukaryota; Metazoa; Arthropoda; Insecta; Hemiptera; Pseudococcidae
Product: retinol dehydrogenase 12-like
Exons: 7
Coding region: 123-1196 (357 amino acids)
Source: RefSeq, a predicted model, not a curated record
CCUGCACGAUACUCGUAAUAGACGUAUUAAAUAAUUAUUCGUGUAUCACUAUCAUCUGAAGAAGGAGUUUAUAUAUAUAACUCCGGACCGCCGCGCAUGGAAACUUUCGUGUAUAUUUUAUAAUGUCAAGUGUAAUUGUUUUAACUGUUUUAUUUUCAUUAGUAUCGUAUUUGUGCUACUGGUUAAGGGUCUGGAGCUGGAGCCGUGUGAGUUUUUCAGAAAUGAAUUUUUUCAAAGCUGGAAAAUGCGAGAGCAACGCGAGAUUGGAUAAUAAAACAACCAUUGUGACCGGAGCAAAUACUGGAAUUGGUCAAAUCACUGCUAAAGACUUUUAUGUUCGAGGUGCAAGAGUGAUAAUAGCCUGCCGUGAUUUAGAUAAAGCAGCCAAAGCUGUAGAUGAGAUCAAACAGUCUGUCAGCUCGGUGGAUAAAAAACUUUUAGGAGAAUUGAUUAUCAAACAGUUAGAUUUGUCCUCUUUAUCGUCAGUUAAACGAUGUGCCAAAGACAUACUUCAGUCCGAACAACGUAUAGAUAUUUUAGUUAACAAUGCAGGUGUUAUGAUGUGCCCGAAAAAUAAAACUGAAGAUGGUAUCGAAUUACAAUUUGGAACUAAUCAUCUUGGACAUUUUUUAUUCACAUGUUUAUUACUUCCUCGUAUCAGACAUUCUACCCCGGCAAGAAUAGUGAUCGUUUCAUCUUUAGCUCAUAAAACGGGAGGAAAAAUCCAUUUCGAUGAUAUCAAUUUAGAACGUGGUUACACGCCCAUUAUAGCCUACGCCCAAAGCAAAUUAGCCAACAUUUUAUUCGGCAAAGAACUCGCCGAAAGAUUAAAAGGCAAAGGAGUGAAUACGUAUUCUUUGCAUCCUGGAGUCGUUCGUACCGAAUUAACACGUCAUUUGAAUACUGCUUUUAUUCCUGGUGCUCGUCCUAUUGUUCGAAUGUUUUUACGUACAUUUGAUAAAACUCCAGAAGAAGGCGCACAAACAACUAUUUAUUGCGCGGUUGACGAAAAGGUGAAAGAUGAGACCGGAUGUUAUUAUAGUGAUUGCAAAAAAGUGACUCCUUCUGCCAGAGCGAGAAAAUCCGAAGAUGCGAAAAAAUUGUGGGAUUUAAGCGUACAAAUGGUAGGACUAGGAGAUUGGGACCCAUUUACUGCUCCUAAUGAUACUCUACCACCAAUAUUACAAAGUAUCUAAUUUUUUACUUAAUGAUGGAGUCGUCUUUCAGUUAUUAUGUAAGGUGGGCCAGGGGUAUAGUUAAUUUUAUAAAUUCGACAACGAAUAAUUAUUAAGACAAAUUUUUCCACUCGAAUUAUACCUACGUAAAAUCUUAAAGUAAUCAUUAGUGAGUCCUAAAUGAUAGAAACUUGCGUACAUACGAUGUACAUCUACCUAUCUAUUUAUGUAUCUACCUAGACCAUACCUACCUUAAUUGUUUGUUUGCUCUCUUCUGUUUCUGUACAUGAUUAUGUUUUUUAUUUAUUUUAUUUGUAUGUUUGUUUAUUUAUUUAUGAAUGAAUGAAAUUUUUUUAUAUUGUUUUUAUGAAAUAAUAAAACUUGUUCGCAAUA